AUGACAACACCUCUCUUUCUCUCGGGUACUGAAAAAUAUCUCUCUCAAAGCACAACGAGCAGACGUGUAUUGAACUCUUCUUCUCUAGCCUACACCUUGAGAUCGAUCUUCAUUUGCCCCAUUUGGACUCCAAUCCUUAACGUCAUCGGCAAUCAGCGUCCUAAACAUCCGCAAUUCCUCCAGGAGAAGGACGACAUAUUCUGUAAACUUUGCCAUAGAAAGGUAAAAACAAAGUACGGAGUUUAUUAUUGUCAAGAUUGCAGGUAUGCUGCCCACUUGCAAUGCGCACGAGAUGUUGAAGGUGAGUACUUGGACCUGAGUUCAACCAUAGAAUCUGAUUUGGUCUCGGAGAUCGAACAUUUUAGUCAUGAACACAAAUUAAUCAUCAGUAAAAAGGAGCUCGAGGAUGAUAAGAUUUGCGAGGGAUGUAUGCUUUCAAUCUCGCCCCCGUUUUACAGCUGUGAGCAAUGUAACUUCUUUCUGCACGGUAGCUGUACCAUACUUCUUCCCAAGACGCAACUGCCCCUUUUUCACGAACACCCACUCACCCUCCUCUCACAGGCACCUUCCCCAAGUGGCAUAUUCCUAUGUUUUGCUUGUGAACGUUUACAACAUGGCUUCUGUUAUAGAUGCGACUUAAGCGAUUACUAUCAAAUGGAUAUUCAAUGCGCUUCUCUUCCGGAAACUCUAAAGCAUGAAGGUCACCAACACUCCCUCUUCAUAGGUUUGAAUCGUGAUCGAAUAGUAUGCAAUGGCUGUUAUAGUGAGUAUCGUCCCCAUCUCUUAUUUGUAUGCACCGAAUGCGAGACGUUCGGCUUGUGUGUUAGAUGCGCAACUCUUCCAUAUAGAGUUAGGUAUGAAUAUGAUUUACAUGAUUACUUGACACUCACGUAUAGUGUUGAAGACGAUUCUGGAGAAUACUAUUGUUUUAUUUGCGAGGAAAGUAGAGACUCAAGGAAGUGGUUCUACUAUUGUAAGGAAUGCGACUUUGCUGCACAUCCCGAUUGUGUUAUUGGCAAGUAUUCGCGCAUAAAGUUUGGAAGAACCUUCACAUGUCGUCAACAUGAACAUCCUGUCACUAUUGUCCAGAAGAACGAGUACUCUGCUCCGUGUGAUACUUGUGGCACCACUUUUGAUGGCUUGGCUGUAGCAUGUAUUCAAUGCAAAUUCAUUUCCCACUUAAUUGUCUAUUGGACGCUCCCAGAGAGUAUUUGUGCCCCGCAAGAUUAUAAAGAAAUAUGCUUCAAUAACAUUAUAAAGAAAUAAUGUCAUAUGGAAUUUUUAUGUAUUGUGUAGACUGCACAUGAGCAUUUAUCGCUGUUUAUAUCUCUUUGAAUUGAUGCAUUUACUUAAACGUGAAAAAAAAUAUAUAGUUGA
Molecule: messenger RNA, 1377 nt
Organism: Juglans microcarpa x Juglans regia
Lineage: Eukaryota; Viridiplantae; Streptophyta; Magnoliopsida; Fagales; Juglandaceae
Exons: 4
Coding region: 1-1266 (421 amino acids)
Source: RefSeq, a predicted model, not a curated record